AUGUAUCGUCCUAGUAGACGUAAUAAGAAUGGAGCUAAUGAGGUUCGAGGUCCUAAUAGUGCUUUGACGCAGUUUUUGCGGGAACAAGGUAUUAGUGCAGAGGCCAUUAAGCAGCGUUGGGAAAGCACUAAGCAAAAUGAAGUUGCAGAAGCGGACGAAGAAACCAAAACCAGCGAUGAUGAAUUUAUAGAAAGUGUUAGUAAUACCGAUGAAGUGAUUUCUGAGAAAGAUGCACCAAAGUCGGGUUCAGAUUAUGAUUCUGAAACUGAAAGCGACAAUGAGGUCACUACUAGACGAAGACGAGUCUUGCGGUCGGCUCAGGAUGAUUCUGAUGAAGAAGAAUAUGGAAGUGAUACUCCAAGCGGGAAGAUAGACGGUCCAUCAAAGGCAAAGGAUAACGCAGCAGAACUGCAGAAAAGGAAGAUUACAUUACAGCAGCGAAAGCGUAAGAAGAGAAAGGCGGCAGCGUUACUGGAUAAAAAGACCCAAAAAAUUCCCCUGCUGCAGGACCUCUGUAUUUUAGCUAUUUGUCAUAGGAUUAUGAAAUAUAGCCAGGAUAGUAAUAAUGUUGACCGUCAUAUCAGAGCUGUUCUAGGUGGUAUCUCAAUUGACAAUCUCAACAAGUUGGCUGCAGUACUAUCUAAAAACAGGGCAUUGAAUGAUAAUACACUACAGCUCUUUCUUCAUACCGAACUUCUAGAACUUACCUUCCAUGAUUGUUCUAAAAUAUCUUUUGAUGCUUAUAAACAGCUUGCAGUGUUUACACCGCACCUAACCAAGUUAUCGUUACAAAUGUGUGGGCAACUGAACAAUGAGGCGAUAUUGUUCAUUGCCGAUAAACUACCUAAACUAGAGGAGAUAUAUCUUGACGGUCCAUUUUUGAUAGAUGAAUGUACUUGGAUUGCAUUUUUCCAGAAGAUGAGAAACAGACUUAAAGCAUUUCAUAUUUCAAACACCCAUAGAUUCAACGAUGCGGCCUUGGAAAGUUUACUGCAGAAUUCUGGGGAGACACUAGAGUCAAUACAGCUUUCGAGAUUAGAUGCACUCAGUGCCUAUGGAUUACUCACACAAUAUUUACGCAACGAGAACUUCCACACACUUAUUUUACAAUACCCUGCAGAUGAAAAACAUGUAAGUGAUGAGAUAAUAAUAAAAUUGUUAGGUAGCCUGGGGUCCAAUUUAAAGGUGUUAAAACUUGAUGGAUGCACAGACUUGACGGACUCUGUACUUACCGAUGGUCUCACACCAUUUUUGAGAUAUGGAGACAAACCAAGUUUUCUGGAGACGCUCUCAUUAGAGGAAUUAGAUCAAAUCACAUCGGAUGGAUUCCUUUAUUUUGUAUCUUCUGUGGCUCUUCCAAACUUAAGGAAUCUAAGUUUGUGUAGAUGCUUACAGCUUGAUGAUUCAUCAAUUGUAGAACUUUGGAUUAAUGAAUGUGCAAAGUCUUUGGUAUAUCUAAACCUAAACUCCUUAAAGCAAUUGACAUCCAUGGUAUUUACGCUGAUGCAAUGUCCAAACCUUAAGCAAUUAAAUUUAGGAUUCGUUCGAUGCGUGAAUGAUGAUGCUAUUAAGGUUAUUGUUGAGCAAAACCCAGCGUUGGAAAUAAUUGAAGUAUAUGGUAACAACUCUAUCACGUCCAAAGCUACCGUUAAAGAAGGCACAAUCCUGGUGGGUAGACAAUGCGACAGUAUCUAA
Eremothecium sinecaudum is the source of this 1695-nucleotide messenger RNA. RefSeq names its product UV-damaged DNA-binding protein RAD7 (gene RAD7). The transcript has a single exon. Gene Ontology annotation, cellular component: SCF ubiquitin ligase complex. Gene Ontology annotation, biological process: SCF-dependent proteasomal ubiquitin-dependent protein catabolic process. The coding region runs from base 1 to 1695 and encodes 564 amino acids. NCBI's taxonomy places the organism in Eukaryota, Fungi, Ascomycota, Saccharomycetes, Saccharomycetales, Saccharomycetaceae. The record is from RefSeq and is a predicted model, not a curated record.